CCCCACCCCACAGGAAAUGUACACGGCAAGCUACAACCUUGAACAGUACCUUUGUAAUUUUGUUCAGUAAUCAAAAUCAAAACGGCGUCGUAGCAAGUAAAAAGAAAAAAAGAAACACAAAUUACCAGCAGACAGCAGUGGUUUGUUUCUGGCUUUCAGCUUGCUACCUUACACUCGUCAUUUUCCCGCGCACUUGCGAGUUUGCGACUGCGCAGCACAAACUUUCACAUUUUCUCUCUCCUCCUUUCACCUCCAUGGCCCCCAAAUCCGACAGCGCCGAAGGUAUUGUACUCAACUUCGUCAAUGAGCAAAAUAGGCCAUUAAAUACUCAGAAUGUUGCUGAUGCAUUACAAAAGUACAAUCUCAAGAAGACUGCAGUACAGAAAGCUCUGGAUUCGCUUGCUGAUAACGGAAAGAUUGCAUUCAAAGAGUAUGGAAAACAGAAGAUCUAUAUUGCACGUCAAGACCAGUUUGAAAUUCCAAACAGCGAAGAGCUUAAUCAGAUGAAGGAAGAGAAUGCCAAGCUACAGGAACAGAUAAAUGAACAAAAGAGAGGAGUGAGCGAGCUUGAGGGAGAAAUCAGGACCUUGCAGUCAAAUCUUACACUAGAAGAUAUGAGAGCAAAACUGGGAAAACUAAAAGUAGAGAUUGAUGAAAUGGAGAAUAAGUUGGCUAAAUUGCGCGGAGGAGUCACCCUUGUGAAACCCGAGGAGAGGAAGGCUAUCGAAGAUUUGUAUAUAAAUGCAAUAAGUCACUGGAGAAAGCGCAAGAGGAUGUUCAAAGAUAUAUGGGAUACCAUAACUGAGAAUUUACCGAAGGACCUGAAAGAAUUUAAGGAGGAACUUGGUCUUGAAUAUGAUGAAGAUUGUGAUCUAAAUUUGCAAUCAUUUUGUGAUUUGAUGCCACAAAGUAAAAAACGAGGUAGAGGUCAGUAAAAUUCAUGCAGUACUCGAUAAUGGUGUUGCUUAUAAAUUUUGCAGUAUAUAUCUGUAUUUGACGAGUAUUUCGCUAGCAUAGAGUGUGUACACGUACAUUGGAUGAACUAUACUCUCUCAUCUGUAUAUGCAAUUAUGAGUAAUGUUUACGGCAAAUGUGCAUGAUAUCAUAUAGAGUCCUGUUUAAGAAAA
Beta vulgaris subsp. vulgaris (sugar beet) is the source of this 1127-nucleotide messenger RNA. RefSeq names its product homologous-pairing protein 2 homolog. Gene Ontology annotation, biological process: homologous chromosome pairing at meiosis; meiotic strand invasion involved in reciprocal meiotic recombination; meiotic joint molecule formation. Gene Ontology annotation, molecular function: double-stranded DNA binding; recombinase activator activity. The transcript is spliced from 6 exons. NCBI's taxonomy places the organism in Eukaryota, Viridiplantae, Streptophyta, Magnoliopsida, Caryophyllales, Amaranthaceae. The record is from RefSeq and is a predicted model, not a curated record. The coding region runs from base 255 to 935 and encodes 226 amino acids. Gene Ontology annotation, cellular component: condensed nuclear chromosome; DNA recombinase auxiliary factor complex.